AUGCAAUUCAAGCUCGCUGUCAUCGCCCUAUUGGCCCCCUUGGUCAUGGCAGAGAACUGCCAGGAUGGCCUCGAUUACUGCGCCUACACUCUUGUCGGAAAAGGCGACUACCACCAGCAGAUAGGCACGGCCCUUACCAACUACGGUGCUUUCCUCCGGGCGACCAACCCGGACUGGUUCCUCUUCCACUGCGACGGCGGUGCCAACGGGGCUAUCUCUGUCAAGUCCAAGUGCCCCAAGGGAUGUGUUGACGGGGGCGACAGCACGAGCGAUUUCUGCGCUCCCGAUGCUUGA
This is a messenger RNA of Penicillium samsonianum, 294 nucleotides long. RefSeq lists its product as uncharacterized. The transcript has 2 exons. The record is from RefSeq and is a predicted model, not a curated record. Lineage: Eukaryota; Fungi; Ascomycota; Eurotiomycetes; Eurotiales; Aspergillaceae. Bases 1 to 294 code for a protein of 97 amino acids.